AUGGUGGUGGCCAAGUGGGGUCUCACCUGCGCAUCAGCUGAACAUCCCAGGCUGGACGUGAUCGACGUGAUGCGCAACGUGCACCUACUGGCCACGCAGUACUGCUACUGCUUGCACCAGCAGUUUUUCACGCAGGCCUUUAACCAGGGCGAGGCCAAGGUCCGCACCAUCACCGUGGAGCACCUUGCAGCCUCCAUCCGCGUGCACGGCUACGGGGUCAUCAACACCGCCGUGAACUACAGCGUGGGGUUCCUCAAGAAGAAGCUGGAGGUGGUGGCCCAGUUCCUGGCGGAUGAGUCGGUGAAGAGCCGCCUGCUCACGGAGAAGCAGUGGAUGGAGGGGCGGCAAGGCUACAGCUGGGCGCGAGCCGUGGAGACCGCCAGGUUCAUCCGGAGGCUGGGUGCUGGACGGGACGGCGUCUCCUACCUGGACAAGCUCCGGCAAGUGCUGACGCAGAUUGGCAAUAGCCUGGGCUAUGUGCGAAUGAUCAGGACCGCGGGCAUGCGAAGCAUGGCCAACGGCCUGGAGUACUUGGAGGCAGCUCCCUGGCUGGGGGAUGGAGGCAUGUCGAAUCGCAGCGACCUGGCGCAGGCCGCCGAAGCGGCCGGCUGCGACCCCCCGGUGCAGGAGGCCGCGCGCCUCGCGGAGGCUGCGGCCCGCAGUGUGCGCCGCUGCUUCGAGGCCAGCACCGAUCACCUCAACCUCCUGGCGGAAGUCUUCGCCAAAGCCCUGUCCAGGCCCGAGGCAAUGCCCACCACGCGCUUGUUUCAUUUGCUGGUGCCUUCGGUGGGCUGCGCCUUCUUAGACUCCCUGCUCUUGGGGCGCGAGACGCUGGCCAAGCGGGCGGUGGCGCCCAGCGGCGUCAAGGGCGAGGCGCUGCUCACGGACGACGGCUUCGCCGUGGGGGUGGCCUUUGUGCUGAGAGUCUUCGGCCUUCAGCGCGACUUCCAGUCGCUGCAUUGGUUCCAGACGGAGAUCAACGACAGCGACAUGACCACGGGCCAAGCCCGGGCCGCCGCGGGCCUACCUUUCCAGGAAUCGCGCGGGGAGGCGGACCGGCGCAGCAAGCUGGCGGCGGAGCUGAGCAACUUGGCGGCGGCUCUGGAGGCUUCUGGCGCGCUGUUUGGUGCAGCGAAGACGCCGGCUCGAGAGGAGCCGGUGGUGGAAAGCGAGGCUGUGGAAUCCUGA
Molecule: messenger RNA, 1188 nt
Organism: Effrenium voratum
Lineage: Eukaryota; Dinophyceae; Suessiales; Symbiodiniaceae
Source: the annotation of a GenBank genome assembly